Messenger RNA from Diaporthe amygdali, 1344 nucleotides. RefSeq lists its product as uncharacterized. The transcript is spliced from 2 exons. Gene Ontology annotation, molecular function: transferase activity, transferring alkyl or aryl (other than methyl) groups. Gene Ontology annotation, biological process: alkaloid metabolic process. NCBI's taxonomy places the organism in Eukaryota, Fungi, Ascomycota, Sordariomycetes, Diaporthales, Diaporthaceae. The coding region runs from base 1 to 1344 and encodes 447 amino acids. The record is from RefSeq and is a predicted model, not a curated record.
AUGGUCCGACUUGCCGAAGAUGAUGAGCCUGCUUGGGCGGCCAGAGUGAAUGGCUUUCCCCAGCACAGUGACUCUAAGGCAAAUGGACUUACGACCACCAAGAUCGGUGGUCUCGAUGCCCCAACUCAUCCGGAUCACAAUUGGUGGUGGCAGCGCACAGCGCCUCUCCUUGCCACCCUCCUCCGUAGCGCUGGCUCCUACACAUAUGAGCAACAAAUCGACCACAUGCGUGCAUAUCGCGAUGCUGUGGUGCCGACCUACGGACCCCCUACACCUCAGACCACUAUCCGCCCUUUGUUAACAAUGGAUGGCUCUCCGUUCGAACCGUCAUGGAAUUUCCAGAACGAUGGAAGCGUGGUGCGCUACAGCUUCGAGCCGCUCCUACCGAAUGACGACCCAGAAAAUCCUUUCCCUGGAGACAAGAUAACAACGUUGCUGCCACUGUUGCGUUAUGUUGCACCGGGAGCGGACACACGGUGGUUCGAGCAAGUCUGGUCUCGCUGGUUCGUGCAUGAAAAGAACGAGGUGGCCGCCGCAAAGGCCGCACUACCACCACACAAACCUCGAGCGCCGCAGAUCUUUGUGGCGUUUGACAUGAAAGGGGCCGAGCGUAUUAUGAAGGUGUACCUCUUUCCCGUGCUCAAGCACCUUGCCACUGGUAUCAGCAGCGAGGAAUUGACCUGGAGUACCAUUCGCGAUCUAAAGCCCGGCGGAGAGGGGUUCACCAAGGUGGUCGAUAAGUUGUCAACAUUCCUGGCAGGAUACAAAGAGCACAUACCUGUUGAGAUGAUCGCCAUCGACUGCAUCGACCCGGCUAAGGCACGGAUCAAGGUGUAUGCGCGCACGAAGUCGAACUCGAUAAAUACCAUACGCGACGUGUGCACCCUAGGUGGUCUGCAAAUGGACGAGUCGACCAUGCGCGGCGUCGAAAACCUGUCCAAGAUUUGGCAUCUUCUGCUCGACGAACCUACAGGAAUUGCUGCAGACCAGUCCAAGCCACCUCGCUUCCCAAAGGAUCACCACGUAGGUAUCUGCUUUGUCUUCGAGAUGAGGCCGGGCCAGGAUAGGAUCGAGGUCAAAUGCCAUUUGCCGUGGGUGCAAACCAACUCCAAUGACAUUCGCACCACCGCGAACUUCACCGAAGCCCUAGAGUUGCUAGGGUAUGAACGUCAUGCGAGCAAGUAUGCCAGGGGUGCCUUGGCAGCUGCUAUGAUACCUGGAAUGGAUUUCUCGAAGCCUGGUGCCUUGUCCUACACAUCGUACAACUAUGGCCGAGGCCACCUCGGCUAUGGCGACUACAUAUCUUCAUACUUUUCUCCGAUGUGCCAAGGUUACGAUCAAUGA